AUGGCUCCCUGUGAGGGAGGGUCCUACGAAGUCUAUCCGUCCUCCGGGGCCGGUGCAGCUUGGUACCCGAGAGGCGAGCCAAUUACGCGCGUGUGGGGCACCUCGCUGAACCGUCAAGGAGGGGACGGCGUGCAGAGCGGCCUCAUCACGGCGGAAAUCGAGAAUAAAAAGGUGAUGCUCCUCACCACGCCGGUGUACUCAGGGGACACAGGCAAAGAAAAAGGGGAACUGCAUCUUUGGCUGACCGACAGCGCCCGCGUGCACGAUGUCGGGCCGGUGUCACGUGAAGCCGAUGACGCCGCUGCCAGUUCCCUGCUGUACAAAGGCGGUGCGUCGGGUGAGCUGCUACUACUGUACGAGAAGAAGGAGAAUGGAGACACUUACGGCCUCGUAUCUCUGAGCCUGUCCACGCAGCUGGAGCAGAUAAAGUCCGUGGUGCAGACCUGGAAGGACAUGGACGCCGCCUUGGAGAAAUGCAAACCCGGUGGCAGCGUUGACCCGCGUAUAAAUGGCGUGUGCAACGGCCCUGUUCCCACCAAAAGGACUGGUGGGACUUUUGUCCCACACACUGGCCGGGACUGA
This is a messenger RNA of Trypanosoma conorhini, 582 nucleotides long. RefSeq names its product trans-sialidase. Gene Ontology annotation, molecular function: exo-alpha-sialidase activity. The transcript has a single exon. The record is from RefSeq and is a predicted model, not a curated record. The coding region runs from base 1 to 582 and encodes 193 amino acids. NCBI's taxonomy places the organism in Eukaryota, Euglenozoa, Kinetoplastea, Trypanosomatida, Trypanosomatidae.